Molecule: messenger RNA, 1723 nt
Organism: Peromyscus eremicus (cactus mouse)
Lineage: Eukaryota; Metazoa; Chordata; Mammalia; Rodentia; Cricetidae
Gene: Hs3st3a1
Product: heparan sulfate-glucosamine 3-sulfotransferase 3A1
Exons: 2
Coding region: 1-1182 (393 amino acids)
Molecular function (GO): [heparan sulfate]-glucosamine 3-sulfotransferase activity
Source: RefSeq, a predicted model, not a curated record
AUGGCCCCCUCGGGCCCCGCCGGCGCCCAGCCCAGCCCGGCUGAGCCACUGUCGCGCAGCAUCUUCAGGAAGUUCUUGCUGAUGCUCUGCUCGCUACUCACUUCCCUCUACGUCUUCUACUGCCUGGCUGAGCGCUGCCAGCCCGGGUCAGGCCCCGUCGCGGGGGUCCCGGGGCGCGGCGUCCCUGCAGGACCGAGGGAGCUGGCGGCGUGGCCCGCGGGGGCGCAAAGGAAGCGCCUCCUGCAGCUGCGGCAGCGGCGGAGGCGCGGGCGGCCCGGGCCAGGCGACAGCGGCGACCAGGACGAGCAGAGCCCCGGGCUGGCCGCGGCUCCAGGAGGCUCCGGGGCGGGAAGCAGCGUGGUGGAGGCCCAGUCGGGGACCCUGGCCCUUCUCUUGGACGAGGGCAGCAAGCAGCUGCCGCAGGCCAUCAUCAUCGGCGUGAAGAAGGGCGGCACGAGGGCGCUGCUGGAGUUCCUGCGCGUGCACCCCGACGUGCGCGCCGUGGGCGCCGAGCCCCACUUCUUCGACCGCAGCUACCACAAGGGCCUCGCCUGGUACCGGGACCUGAUGCCCAGAACUCUGGAGGGACAGAUCACCAUGGAGAAGACGCCCAGCUACUUCGUGACCCGGGAGGCACCCGCGCGCAUCUCGGCCAUGUCCAAGGACACCAAGCUCAUCGUGGUGGUGCGCGACCCGGUGACCAGGGCCAUCUCGGACUACACGCAGACGCUGUCCAAGCGGCCGGACAUCCCCAGCUUCGAGAGCCUGACUUUCCGCAACCGCAGCGCGGGCCUCAUCGACACGUCCUGGAGCGCCAUCCAGAUCGGCCUGUACGCCAAGCACCUGGAGCCCUGGCUGCGCCACUUCCCGCUGGGCCAGAUGCUCUUCGUGAGCGGGGAGCGGCUGGUCAGCGACCCGGCCGGGGAGCUGCGCCGCGUGCAGGAUUUCCUGGGCCUCAAGCGCAUCAUCACGGACAAGCACUUCUACUUCAACCAGACCAAGGGCUUCCCGUGCCUCAAGAAGGCGGAGGGCAGCGGCAAGCCGCACUGCCUGGGCAAGACCAAGGGUCGCGCGCACCCCGCCAUCGCGCGCGAGGUGCUGCGGCAGCUGCGUGACUUUUACCGGCCCUUCAACCGCAAGUUCUACCAGAUGACCGGCCGCGACUUCGGCUGGGAUGGAUAGCAGAUAUAAUUUAAAAAGAAAAAAAAAUAUCAAAAUAUAAUAUAUUUUUUUACCAGUCGGUAGAGAAAAGACAUUUUAAUAUUUGUGUAUUAAGUAUGUGUUGUAGUAGUUUUUUUUUCUCCUGUCCCCAUGGAUAACCAGCAUCAAACUUGCGCAUGGCAGAAAAGGAGAUUUCAUGUAUCUAAGCCCCUCCCAUCUUCAGUUUGUUUGUGUUCUGAACACUCAUUCGCAAAGGAUAAGCACCGAUCCCCACUAAACCUUUUAAGAAAAUCCCCAGGGCAAACCUCCCUUCUGUUAGGUACAGAAACCUGACAGAAUUGAGAUCUGGCUUUCCAUUUCUCUCUCUUUCUCCUGUGCCACUUUUUCUCAUAAGUCAUUUUUCAGUUAAUGAUACUCUGUGUAUGCACAGGGCAGUUUUCAAUUGUAGCUUUGAUCCUCACACUACUGUGGCAAGCUUGUGGUGCAUUUAUAGAGAUCACCAUUUUCUAUUUUAGAGGUAAGGGAAACAGUCUCAGGGAGGUUGAAUGACUUAUCUUAAAGC